Molecule: messenger RNA, 1329 nt
Organism: Camelus dromedarius (Arabian camel)
Lineage: Eukaryota; Metazoa; Chordata; Mammalia; Artiodactyla; Camelidae
Gene: MRPS33
Product: mitochondrial ribosomal protein S33
Exons: 3
Coding region: 101-421 (106 amino acids)
Cellular component (GO): mitochondrion
Source: RefSeq, a predicted model, not a curated record
CUCUCCGCUACCGUCUCCGGGGGGCGGGACUUCCGGGAAAGGAGCGCGGGAGAGAGGAAGGUCACGACUAGAGGGACUCUUGCUCCUUGCUGCUCAAGAAAUGUCUUCACUUUCAGAAUAUGCCUUGCGCAUGACUCGUCUGAGUGCCCGGCUGUUUGGUGAAGUUGCCAGGCCUACUGAUUCCAAAUCCAUGAAAGUGGUAAAGCUGUUUAGUGAGCUGCCUUUGGCCAAGAAGAAGGAGACUUAUGACUGGUAUCCAAAUCACAACACUUACUUCGCGCUUAUGGGGACACUACGUUUUCUUGGCCUCUACAGAGAUGAGCAUCAGGACUUUAAGGAUGAGCAGCUGCGUCUAAAGAAGCUUCGUGGAAAGGGGAAACCAAGGAAAGGAGAAGGGAAGAGAGCUGCAAAAAAGAAAUAGUGUUAGUCCAUCAGGAGAGGAGACUUCUUCCUCAGAGACUGAGAGCAGGAGGAGGUGUUUGUUCUCUCUCCACAUACUGGAGGAGUGUCAUCUUUCCGAGUUGAAGACUAUUUGGAGGAACACAGUCAUCUCUAUGUUGAAAUCUAAUCCAGUUUAAUUGUGACUGGUUUCUUGAACACCUUCUACUUCUGCAGAAUUAUUUUGGCCCUGGUUUUAUUAGCUGAGGUUUACCUUUUUCCCCCAAGAAAUGAACACAUGAUUAUUGUUGAAUGACUUGUUUGGGAGGGGAUGGGAUGUUGGGGGAGUGGAGGGGAAAACUCAUUAAAUGAGCAUCCUCGUUACUCCCGUCUUGCUUCCCCACUUAACUGGCUGUAACCGCUUUCAUCUCUCUAGCUGUUCAGCCACUGUCUCCACUACCAAGCUCACAAACUUUAUGUGCCUCUCCGCCUACUCCUUUGAGAAUAUCUGUAAGACAGAUUUGUGGGAUAAAAGGCUGUACUGGUAAGAGAAUAUUACAUACCUGCUGUAUACAAGGUAAUACAGUGGUUUUCAAGAAACAAUCCCUGUCUCAUGGAACUUUCAGUCCUGUGGCAGGGACUGAUCUUCAUAAUUACAUAAAUACAAUCGUAUUACAUGCUACAAAGGAAAAAUCCAGACUUCUUUGAGAGUCUGGAUGAAUCGAUGGAUUGAUCCAGAGGGAGAGCAAGAGGCCCAAACCUCAGUAGGGAUUUUAAAGAAGGCCUCCCUAAAGAGAUAAUACUUAAGCUGAGCUCUGAAGAAUAAAUUAGAGUUAGGUGGACGAAAAAUGGUGGGAAAGCAUUUGAGGCACAGGGAACAUCAUGUGUAAAGCCUAAGGCAAGAAGAAAUUGUCCCGUUCAAGAAAUUGAAAUAAAGACCACUAACUAGUA